AUGGAACGACCUUGUAACACCCCUGUUUUUAAUGAAGUUGACUCAACACCGAUUCCUCCAGAAAUACCAGAAGAUGAAGAAUAUCAUUUAAAAUUAUGUUUAUGUCCAUUAUGUAAACAUGGAAUGGAAGUUUUUGGAGUUAAACGACCAGUUUCAUGGAUAUUGAUUUGUCGAGUAAUAUUAUAUUCAUUAAUGGAACUACAUAAAGGAACAGUUUAUUUUUCUUUAAAAGAUGAUAUUCAUGGAUUUGUUGCAGACCAUUGGCAUAUUUUUGGACAAUUAGACCAAUUUAAAACCAAUCCAAAUAGAUGGAAAAAAGCAUUUCUUGAUGGACUUAGUCAUUCACCAUUUUUUCAAAGUGGAACAUUAACAUUAAAGAGACCUAAUUUCUGGAAAUUAAGAAGAAAGGAUUGUCCAUGGGUUAAACAGAAAAAAAGUAGUUUAAUAGAAGAAAAUGAUGAUCAAGGAAUUAAAGAAGGUAAAGAAGAAAUACAACAAAACUCAUUUUUUCAAGCCAUUGGAGAUUCACCUAUGCCUGAAUUUAAUGGAAUUCCAACAAGAGAUAAUGCAAAAGAAUUCCUAAAAACAUCAGUUGAAAAUACUAAGUGUCAAUUAGAUAAGUGUCAAAUAAUUUGUCAAAAUCUUAGUAAAGACCCACAAUUAAAUCAAAAUAUGAAGAUGAUUAACGACCAAUUAAAUUGGAUUCAUAAUUCUCUAAAUGUUAUUUCUGCUAAUAUUGAAACAACAUUGUUUUAA
Messenger RNA from Entamoeba nuttalli P19, 756 nucleotides. RefSeq lists its product as hypothetical. The transcript has a single exon. The record is from RefSeq and is a predicted model, not a curated record. Bases 1 to 756 code for a protein of 251 amino acids. NCBI's taxonomy places the organism in Eukaryota, Evosea, Mastigamoebida, Endamoebidae.